Molecule: messenger RNA, 390 nt
Organism: Serpula lacrymans var. lacrymans S7.9
Lineage: Eukaryota; Fungi; Basidiomycota; Agaricomycetes; Boletales; Serpulaceae
Exons: 1
Coding region: 8-271 (87 amino acids)
Source: RefSeq, a predicted model, not a curated record
GCCCGAUAUGCCGAUCACAUGUAUGAUCCCCAUCGAUAGUACCACCUUAACGAUCUCUUCCCCCAUCUCCACUCUCUACAGGCUUGCAUCCAGCUCCACAUGCCCUAUUCUCAACAUGCAUCACACGCCGAAGCUCAAAUCGCUACUUACAAUGAUGUGGCCGGAAAUCAACACAUCUUCAUCGUCGACGCUGCCGGUGCAGAGGCUGUCUUUGCGAGAUUGGGGCUCGGAGAGGUCGGUAGGCCAGUUUCUUGGUUGCCAGACGACGUGACUCUGUGAAGAGCUUCCAGGGCCCUCUUCCUAGUCGCCCCCUGCAAGCGCGUCCCAACCCAAUGGACAAGUAAGAGUUUGAUACUAUGGUUGGCUCCACAGUUUCGGUCUUGGAAGAGU